This is a messenger RNA of Stegodyphus dumicola, 845 nucleotides long. RefSeq lists its product as uncharacterized. The record is from RefSeq and is a predicted model, not a curated record. Lineage: Eukaryota; Metazoa; Arthropoda; Arachnida; Araneae; Eresidae.
UACUCAGCUUCGCUUCAAAAGUAAGUAUUCGACUUUUCUGCAUUCCUCGUUCAACAUUUAUCCAGAUGAAUAUAGUUUGGGUGUUAGUUGUGGCAGGUGCUGUUGCUUUGGUCUCUUGUGAUGAUGCUCCUAAGGACCCAGAACUAGAAGCUGUUCAACAGAAAUUACGAAAAUUAGAAUUAAUAGAAAAGUUCAUAGAUGCGAUUCCUUCGAAUAGGAAAACGGCUGAACAAAGGUCAGACUGUAUUCCCGUCGGUGGUCAGUGUACGCUAAUUGCCGGACUGAAUUGCUGUGGCUUUAGAAACUGGUGCAAUUACAAUGAUGAAUACGUGCCAGCUGACGAGUACAACCCUCCAAGAUACAUAAACAGGUGUCGGGAAGGCAGUAUGACAGCAUAUGCUGAAGAUAUGUGGAAUGAAUAUAUCGGCUGAAGUUCUUGACUUAAAAAGAGUUUUCAAAUUGCUUUUAUUUGUGAUUAAAAUAAUUUAAUUUAGCGAGAUAGCUUAUUUUUUAAUUUCUGAUCUCAGCUUUUGAUAAUGUUUUGUCUUUAACAAACAGUAUUUAUUGAAACGAACAUAUGAAAUGUUAAUACUUAGACUGCAGAUUUUCAUUACAAGAUUUUACAACCCAGUUAAAACAUUAAAAUAAAACAAAGUUAAAAUAAGCAUUAAAUUAGUAAAAUUGAUAAGAUGAUUGAUAAAGAUAAUUGAAAAUAUUUAUAUAUCUUUUCAUUUGCAUUUAUAUAUUUCCUAAUAUAUUCAUUCAAAGCGUUAUUAAACCUUUCGACUAUGUAAAUUUUAUUUCUGCAUUUUCUGUAGUAAAUCAAUAAAUAUAAAGCACGACAA